Molecule: messenger RNA, 1116 nt
Organism: Aspergillus versicolor CBS 583.65
Lineage: Eukaryota; Fungi; Ascomycota; Eurotiomycetes; Eurotiales; Aspergillaceae
Product: NAD(P)-dependent alcohol dehydrogenase
Exons: 3
Coding region: 1-1116 (371 amino acids)
Biological process (GO): D-sorbitol catabolic process
Molecular function (GO): L-iditol 2-dehydrogenase (NAD+) activity; zinc ion binding
Source: RefSeq, a predicted model, not a curated record
AUGACUAUCGCAAAAAACGACCCGGCUGUCAAUCAAGCCUUUCUACUCUAUCCCGGAGGUUCAUUCGGAUAUGAGGAACGGGAUGUGCCUGCUCUGCGCUCAGAACGAGAUGUUAUUGUUCGAGUGAUCGCAACGGGUCUUUGCGGAUCAGAUGUACACUACUGGCAACACGGCCGCAUAGGAAGAUAUGUCGUCGAAGGCCCCAUCGUCCUUGGCCACGAAUCAUCCGGAAUAGUGGUCAAAAGUGGAAGCCGAUCAGGCCUGACUGUGGGCGAUCGCGUCGCACUCGAGCCCGGUAUUGCAUGCAACACCUGCUGCAAUUGUCGCGCUGGUCGGUACAAUCUCUGCCCGGAGAUGCGUUUCGCCGCGACACCUCCAUACGACGGAACGUUGGCCACAUACUAUCGUCUUCCCGCGGAGUGCUGUUAUAAGCUGCCGGACCAUGUAUCACUGCGAGACGGUGCGCUGAUUGAGCCCCUUAGUGUUGCCGUUCACGCCUGUCGGUUGGCGGGGGAUAUGCAAGAAAAGUCGGUUAUUGUCUUUGGCGCAGGGCCCGUCGGCUUACUCUGCGCCGGGGUCGCACGUGCAUUUGGCGCCUCAACAGUCGUUGUGGUGGAUGUUGUGUCCGCUCGGUUGCAAUCUGCCCACAAGUAUGGCGCAACGCACACGCAUCAGACUGUGGCAGAGUCUGCCGAACAGAACGCACAUGAUAUAUUAGAUACAGCAGGUUUAGAUCUAGGAGCUGAUGUUGUCCUUGAUGCAACCGGUGCCGAGCCGUGCAUGAACUGCGGUGUCCAUGCCCUCGCCGGUGGGGGUACAUAUGUUCAGGUGGGCCUGGGACGACCAAAUCCAUCCAUCCCGGUCGGUCAAAUAUGUGACAAGGAAAUUGUGUUCAAGGGAAGCUUCCGAUAUGGACCAGGUGAUUAUGAGACGGCUGUUGGACUCCUUAACUCCCAGCGCAUUCGACUGGGUAGUUUAGUUACGCACGAGUUCUCUUUCUCGCGGGCAGAAGAGGCAUUCCAGAACGUCGCCAGUCGACAAGGCAUCAAGAGUGUCAUCUACGGGCCUGGCGUAGACGAACAAAUAGCCAACUCCACGUUACCACUGUCUAAUUAA